CGAAAUGGGUGCAAUCCUAGCCCCUGGUCACAAGACGCCCAUUUCCACCGGUGCCCGCCACCCCCCCCACUUUACAAUGCCAGUACCCGCUGUACCUGUGGUGAUCAUAAGCGUGGUCACUGUAGUGGCUGUUUUUGGUGUUUGGUACUACAUGAAGCAGAUGGACGAGGCACGUCUUGAUUCAUGCACCAAACCUUCAGUGAAGCGAAAGCAGAAGAAUCCUAAGCAACUCGCGGAACCGAUUCAGUCACCCAUUGAACUCUCCUCGCCGGAUGCCAAGGAUCGUGCAACCUCUUCAGCUUCAAGUGACUCCGUUCAAAAGUACUCUAGCCAACUCCGGAACAGGCAUGCAUUUCCAGCAAGUGCUGCGAUGACGAACCUUAACGAGUCGGACUCACACACCUUUCAAGUUCUGCAGACGCCCCCAUCACCCAGUGCAGGAAAUGCAGAAAUUUCGGGUCAUCGCGACCAGAUUAUACCGAAUCAGAUACAGAGAAGGGGUAGCCCAACCAAGGCUCACUUCAUCAAAAAUCUGGUGGAACUCCAACCGAACACGAACGCCGAUUCUCCUCGCUAGUCCGUUCGGUCAAACAAAGAUGCCAAUACGUUUUUGGAAGGUUCAGAUGGUUUCGAAGGGAUCACCCUAGCGCCGCUUCCCAGCGGGGGUGUUUCGAGGUCCUACUACAUGAGUGACCAAACACUAUCGUAAGGUGCUGUAUGUCGAUAAUGUCCCACUCCUCCAUGCCACCGUCGCUCGCCUGCAUGGGUCGUUGGAUGCUCCAUAUUCUCGUUUUUCAGGCUCCCUUGCCUACCCUCCUUUUCCUCAUCCUCCAGGGCUCUCACAUCUUAUUGCCUACCUUUUACCCUCUCAUCUUGUUAUAUGGUC
Messenger RNA from Cantharellus anzutake, 886 nucleotides. RefSeq lists its product as uncharacterized. The record is from RefSeq and is a predicted model, not a curated record. Lineage: Eukaryota; Fungi; Basidiomycota; Agaricomycetes; Cantharellales; Hydnaceae. The transcript is spliced from 2 exons. Bases 5 to 577 code for a protein of 190 amino acids.